Messenger RNA from Hypoxylon trugodes, 4681 nucleotides. RefSeq names its product Hydantoinase B/oxoprolinase-domain-containing protein. NCBI's taxonomy places the organism in Eukaryota, Fungi, Ascomycota, Sordariomycetes, Xylariales, Hypoxylaceae. The record is from RefSeq and is a predicted model, not a curated record. Gene Ontology annotation, molecular function: 5-oxoprolinase (ATP-hydrolyzing) activity. Gene Ontology annotation, cellular component: cytosol. Bases 453 to 4547 code for a protein of 1364 amino acids. The transcript has 2 exons. Gene Ontology annotation, biological process: glutathione metabolic process.
UAAAUAGGUACUUAACCUAGGUCCUACCUAGGUAACUCGCUCGCUCGCUCAACUCCGGUGACGGCAUCGGCAUUUUGCGAUUCUAAAGCCCUGAUCAAUUUCAAGGCGCUGUUAAUGUUAUUCUAUUAAAGAAACAGCAUAUCGAUUUACUUGCCAGCUUAUAAAUCAGUCUAUGGUAUCAUAGACCUUACAAAUCAUCUGUCGUUUCCAUCCCGUUUGUUUGCUCUCGUGCCCCCGGCUUGAUGCUAAUAGGGCGCUGCCGUAUUGCGGCCUCUAGCGUCCCGGACAAGAUAAUUAAUAUUCGUUGUCUAGAGGCUAUUAAUCUAAGUACAUAAGUGAACAUCUAACAUCGCGAUUAGAAAUUACAAUUUACGAAUUGCUACUCUUUUCUAAACCAUCUCUCUUUACUUGCCUAUCCGUCCACGUGCCCACCUUGGGUACGAAAUUGAUAUAUGAUGGGUUCAACCGAUCAUAAAGACCGUGGGGUUCGUAUCGCCAUCGACCGCGGUGGUACCUUUACCGACUGCGUCGGCACUCUGAAUGGGAAGGAUGUGGUCAUCAAACUUCUCUCCGAGGACCCAGCCAACUAUGAUGAUGCGCCUCUAGAGGGUAUCCGACGUAUCAUGAGCCACUUUGAGGGGCGCGAAAUUCCAAGGGGGGAAGCUCUGGACACCUCCAAGAUCGAUAGCAUACGUAUGGGAACUACGGUGGCUACCAACGCACUGCUCGAGCGCAAGGGCGAGAAGAUGGCCUUGGUCGUAACUAGGGGUUUCAAGGACUGUCUCGUCAUCGGCAAUCAGAGUCGUCCCAAGAUCUUUGACCUCGCUAUAAAGAAACCUGACGUCCUAUAUGGGGAAGUUGUCGAGGUAGAUGAGAGAGUUACGCUAGAAGAUUAUGCCGAGGAUCCGGAGCGAACAAUCAGCAAGGCCGAUGCCAAGGCCGGGACCGCGGAGGCGGCAAAAGCAGAUUUGGUAAUGGGUCUCUCGGGUGAAGCCGUGCGGGUUUUACAACGACCCGAAGAAACCCGUAUUAAGGAUCAAUUAAAGAGCAUCUACGAUAAAGGCAUCAGGAGUAUAGCCGUGUGUCUAAUGCAUGGUUACACUUUCCCGGAUCACGAAGCCCUAAUCGGUAAGAUUGCGAAAGAGGUCGGCUUUGAUCACAUCUCACUUAGCCACGAGCUCAUGCCUAUGAUUAAGCUGGUCUCUCGAGCUACAAGCGUCUGUGCCGACGCGUACCUAACACCGGCAAUUAAAAAGUACAUUGCCGGAUUCCAGAAGGGGUUUGCUGGUGGUUUAGGAACUCGGAGCGUCCUCCAUGAAGAAGGCAGCAAAGGCGCAAGAUGCGAGUUUAUGCAAAGCGACGGCGGCCUAGUUGAUGUCGAAAAGUUUACUGGAUUAAAGGCUAUCCUGUCUGGUCCAGCUGGCGGCGUGGUUGGUUAUGCCAUUACGAGCUACGACGAGGAAACGAAGAUUCCGGUCAUCGGAUUUGAUAUGGGUGGCACCAGUACUGACGUUUCACGAUACGGCGAAGGCCGGUAUGAGCAUGUAUUUGAGACCACAACAGCAGGUGUUACUAUUCAGUCACCUCAACUUGAUAUCAACACUGUUGCUGCCGGUGGCGGAAGUAGACUCUUCUUCAAAAAUGGUCUCUUUGUUGUCGGUCCUGAGUCAGUAGGCGCUCAUCCGGGUCCUGCUUGCUACCGAAAGGGUGGUCCCGCUGCCGUUACGGAUGCGAACUUAUUUCUAGGCCGUCUGUUGCCCGAGUUCUUCCCAAAGAUAUUUGGUAAGAAUGAGGAUGAGGGAUUGGAUUUUGAGGCUAGCAAGAAAGUAAUACAGGAGCUCACCGAUCAAAUUAAUAAGGAGACUGGCAAGAACAUGAGCUUGGAUGAAGUAGCGUAUGGUUUUUUAACCAUUGCAAAUGAAGCUAUGACCAGACCAAUUCGAUCUAUUACCGAAGCAAAGGGCCACGAUUCCUCAAAACACCGACUGGCGACGUUUGGUGGCGCGGGUGGUCAGCAUGCUGUUGCUAUUGCUGAAGCCUUAGGAAUCAAACAAAUCCUUGUCCACAGAUAUUCAUCAGUCCUGUCUGCAUACGGUAUGGCCUUAGCGGAUGUCGUCGAUGAGAGGCAAGAGCCGGAUUCAACGGUAUGGCAGGAUAAAGGCGGCGUCGUGGAUGAGCUAAAGGCCAAGAUGCAAAAGCUUAGGGAGAAAUCCCAAGAAACCUUGAAAGCUCAAGGCUUUGAUGAAAGCGAGAUUGUAUUCGAAGAAUAUCUGAACAUGAGAUAUCGCGGGACCGAGUCGGCUCUCAUGAUUGUCAAGCCCAACGAAGAAGAGGCGAAAGCAUCUUACGAUGGCGAAGACUGGGCAUUUGGCAAAGAAUUUGUAAAUCACCAUCGUUACGAAUUUGGAUUCACUCUGGAUGACCGAGACAUUAUUAUAGAUGAUGUCCGAGUACGCGGAAUUGGAAAAAGCUUUAGAUACCAAGACAAAACUGUGGACCAGCAAUUGAAGGAGGUCAAACGACAAGCCGCCGGCGAAAAUAAGGCCUAUGGAAAAUCUCAAGUUUAUUUUGAAGGUGGACGUUUAAAUACGCCAAUUUACAAGUUGGAGGAUUUAUCAGUCGGCGAUGAAAUCAACGGUCCGGCCAUACUCGCAGAUGGUACACAGACAAUCGUGGUGACUCCGAAAGCAAAGGCCCUGAUCCUUGAAACACACGUUGUCAUUGACCUAGAGAAGGAUAGCAAGGACGACUCACAUAAGAAAGAUUCGUCCGAACGUGAGGUAGAUCCCAUAAUGUUGAGUAUAUUUGGCCAUCGUUUCAUGGCCAUUGCAGAGCAGAUGGGCAGGGCGCUCCAGAAGACAAGCGUCAGUACGAACGUUAAGGAACGUCUUGAUUUCUCGUGUGCUAUAUUCGAUGCCAAUGGUGGGCUAGUAGCAAACGCGCCACAUCUACCUGUUCACCUUGGAUCUAUGUCGACAUGUGUUAGGACACAAGCCAAGAUUUGGGACGGCAGACUGAAAAAAGGAGACGUCAUUAUUUCGAAUCACCCCUCAUACGGCGGCACGCAUUUGCCAGAUAUCACCCUCAUCAUGCCUGCAUUUGAUGAGAAGGGGGAAAAGAUCCUCUUUUACGCGGCAUCUCGCGCACAUCACGCCGAUAUUGGAGGAAUCACCGCAGGUAGUAUGCCACCCCAUUCGCGAGAAUUAUUCCAAGAGGGAGCUGCUAUUAAGAGCGAGAAAAUCGUUAGUGAAGGAAAAUUUAACGAGAAGAGAAUCACAGAACUGCUCUACAAUGAACCGGCGCAAUAUCCUGGCUGCAGCGGUACCCGAUGCUUAGCAGAUAACAUCAACGACCUCAGGGCCCAGGUUUCUGCGAAUCAAAAAGGCAUAUCCCUUAUUGAGGGUUUAAUACAGGAGUAUGGUGAAGAAACUGUGCAAUUUUACAUGGUGAACAUCCAGAACAAUGCAGAGCUCUGCGUCCGACAGCUACUCAAACAAGUGUACAAGAGAUUUGAAGGGAAGGACUUAUCCGCAGUUGAUUUUAUGGAUGACGGAACUCCGAUCCGACUACGCAUCACCAUCGACCCGGAUAAGGGCCAGGCAGAUUUCGAUUUCGAAGGUACAGGCCCCGAAGUCUACGCCAAUAUCAAUGCACCAGAAGCUGUCACUUAUAGCGCUAUUAUCUACUGUUUACGUUGUCUCAUUUCUGAAGACAUACCACUAAAUCAGGGAUGCUUGAAACCCAUCAAUGUCAAUAUUCCACCUAGGUCACUCCUGUCACCAUCGACGGGAGCCGCAGUAGUGGGUGGCAACGUUUUAACUAGCCAGAGAGUUACAGAUGUCAUUUUCAAGGCAUUCCAGGCAUGUGCUGCGAGCCAGGGUGACUGUAACAAUUUGACUUUCGGCUUCGGAGGUAACAUCUCGGGCAAACAAGAAGUCCGGGGUUUCGGGUACUACGAGACAAUCGCGGGUGGCAGCGGAGCUGGGCCUGACUGGGAAGGCACUAGCGGCGUCCACACGCACAUGACUAACACUCGUAUCACGGACUCGGAGGUGUUUGAGCGGCGGUAUCCCGUCAUCCUACGCGAAUUCUCAAUCCGGCCGGGUUCGGGUGGCAAUGGCCAACAUCGCGGGGGUGAUGGUGUCAUCCGCGAUAUUGAAUUCCGCGUCCCCUUACAAGUUUCUAUUCUUAGUGAACGCCGUGUCUACCACCCUUACGGACUAGCCGGUGGCGAAGACGCCGAAUGCGGGCUCAACAUUUGGGUACGCCGCGUGCAAAAGACGAACCCUGAGAAAGACUUAGCAGCGCAAGGAGAACACCUACAACAAGACGAGAGUAACGCCGAAUACGAAGAGCGCUGCAUCAACCUAGGCGCCAAGAACAGCGCUCCUAUGAAGACCGGCGAUCGAAUCAUUAUCAACACGCCCGGUGGAGGAGGUUGGGGCAAGGUUGGCGACGAGAAAGUCGAGAGGAAGCGCGAGGAUCACACCGAGUCCUGGAGGAAGGGAAGCCAUGCUGCUAGGGAGGAUACCGCUUUGCAGGUUUAGUCAGGGAUCGUUUGUAUGUGAAGUAUGUAAAAGGGGGAUGAGCGUGAAGAAUUUUUCUUCUCUUCUUCUCUGCAUAUAUGCAUAGGGGGUGUGCGUAUCGUAAUGUCUUAACAUCUAGAUUUAAGAACAAGGUC